CGGCAGCAGCGUAGAAUAACUGUACGCCGCCAUCUUCACACCACUGUCAAGCUAGCUCUAAUGAGAAUACAUCACUUCCGGCAGGAAUCAGCUGCAGGCAGGAUGGCAGAGAAAAAGAUGACGUUCAGCAGGAAGAAUCAGCUCAAGAGCUUGUUGCUGCAGAUCGGUGAAGCGAUGCUGGCGGAGGAAGUGCAGGAGGCCAAGCAGGAGAAGAUAAAGUACAUGGAGGAGAACUGUCCCGGCUUCUCCAUCUCAGGCUGCAUGCAUGAUCUCCAGGAGCUAUGCCGGAAACUUCACAAGCAGACUGAUACGUUGGACGAGGAGCGAUACGACAUGGAGCUCAAAGUGAAAAAGUCCAACAAGGAGAUCGACGACCUGAAGCUGAGGGUUCAGGAUCUGAAGGGAAAGUUUAAGAAGCCGAUCCUGAAGAGGGUGCGGAUGUCUGCCGACGCCAUGCUGGCAGCUCUGCUGGGAUCCAAACAUAAAGUGUCUAUGGACCUUAGAGCCAACCUGAAGCAGGUCAAGAAGGAGGUGAAAGAGGAGGAGAAGCAAACAGGCGACUGGAGGAAGAACAUCGAAGACAAGUCCGGGAUGGACGGCAGGAAGAAGAUGUUCGAGGCAGAGGUUUAAAUAACAGCAUGUUGUUCUCC
This is a messenger RNA of Cottoperca gobio, 650 nucleotides long. RefSeq names its product troponin I, fast skeletal muscle-like. NCBI's taxonomy places the organism in Eukaryota, Metazoa, Chordata, Actinopteri, Perciformes, Bovichtidae. The transcript has 7 exons. Gene Ontology annotation, biological process: cardiac muscle contraction; skeletal muscle contraction. Gene Ontology annotation, cellular component: troponin complex. The coding region runs from base 61 to 630 and encodes 189 amino acids. The record is from RefSeq and is a predicted model, not a curated record.